AUGUCCAAAGUACCUCAAGUGGCCACCCAAAACCAGAGAGAACUCAAGCGAUUACACAACACCAGAAACGACGAAAUCUGUUACUUGAAAGGAAGAAGCGCUAGAAAACCAAACACACGUAAACAAAAAGAAGCCACCAGAAAUAACAACUGUAGUAACAGCA
Racocetra persica is the source of this 163-nucleotide messenger RNA. NCBI's taxonomy places the organism in Eukaryota, Fungi, Glomeromycota, Glomeromycetes, Diversisporales, Gigasporaceae. The record is from the annotation of a GenBank genome assembly.